ACAACGCUAGUUUUCUUUUGACAGAAGUGGUUACGUUCGUUCUCAUCUGUGGUUCGUUUCGCUUUUGUGGUCAAUUUAUUAGUUUUGUGACUGUUUAGUUAGAUCUAUGUUGUGACUAUUUACAUCGCUGCCGUUGUUUAGGAGGUAUCAUUUAAAAUACCUCCGCGUCAUACAUUUGUGUUGUAGUGGCACGAUUUGACAUUUGUAUACUGUUAAUGUUAGCUAGCCCUGCACAAUGGAAGCUCGAUAAACAGCUUCCCCACCUGAGAGACUGAGAGUGCAUCUGCAAGAACGCGGUCGCGGGCACGUACAAUCCGUCUGGCCAUCGGCACUUUCUCUCGCUGAUGCGUUGCGAGUCUGUUACUCAAUACACCGUUGUGCAAAGACUUGUGAGACUCGCCAAUGUUUCCUAACGGUAGUGUGUAAACUGCGGGGGCUGUAGUUGGCCGCGUUGCACGGGUUCGCAAGAGUGUAGAGUGUGAUGUGCUUCGGGAGUGUUUUGUGAUGGUGGAGCGCGACGGCAUGAGGCGUGGCAGCGGCGGCGGUUGCGGCUGGGGCGGCGGAGUCCUGGGCCGCUGGUCUCUCCGAAGACUGCUCCUCGACAGCCCUUUGGUGGGCAGGAGACUCGCGCACACAGUGCUAGACCAGGGCGACUCGCGGCCGUCCAAGUCGAGCGCGGAGCAGCAGCAGAACAAACAGCAGACUACCGUCGAGUUCAUAGCGGAGGACGAGGAGAGCGAAGGGCUCGAGUGUCCACUAUGCCUGACGGCGGUGACGUCCGCCAGCGUGGUGCGGCUGGCUGGCUGCUUCCACCGCUGCUGCGAGUCCUGCCUGCGCCAGUACCUCGCCAUAGAGAUCUUCGAGGCGCGGGUACCUGUCAACUGCCCCGUCUGCCACGAAAGCAUGCACCCAUCAGGUUAG
Molecule: messenger RNA, 921 nt
Organism: Ostrinia nubilalis (European corn borer)
Lineage: Eukaryota; Metazoa; Arthropoda; Insecta; Lepidoptera; Crambidae
Product: E3 ubiquitin-protein ligase RNF19B-like
Exons: 3
Coding region: 505-921 (138 amino acids)
Biological process (GO): protein polyubiquitination; positive regulation of proteasomal ubiquitin-dependent protein catabolic process; ubiquitin-dependent protein catabolic process
Cellular component (GO): cytoplasm; ubiquitin ligase complex
Molecular function (GO): ubiquitin protein ligase activity; ubiquitin conjugating enzyme binding; metal ion binding
Source: RefSeq, a predicted model, not a curated record